Closterium sp. Yama58-4 is the source of this 617-nucleotide messenger RNA. NCBI's taxonomy places the organism in Eukaryota, Viridiplantae, Streptophyta, Zygnematophyceae, Desmidiales, Closteriaceae. The record is from the annotation of a GenBank genome assembly.
AGGAUGACGUGUCAAAGCUGGAUGUCCCAUGCGCGUGCUCCGGUAGUCUCAAGUAUGCGCAUCACGAUUGCAUCCAGAGGUGGUGCAACGAAAAGGGCAACACUCAGUGCGAAAUCUGCCAUCACCCGUUCAAAGAGGGCUACACCGCGCCGCCGCCGCCCGCGUCGCCGCCAACCACGCCGGGGCUCGUGGCGCUGCAGUUCCGCGACGGCUCGGGGCAGCUGAGCCACAUCGUCACGUUCCGCGACGCGGUGACGGGCGAGGAGCUGCGCUUCGGCCUCGAGGACUUUGCCUCCGCGCCCGCGGCGCCGGAAAUCCCGGAGCCGGCCACCGUCAGCUGCUUAAAGUCGCUCAUUAUCAUCGUGCUGUUGCUCAUCUUCGCGCGACACUUCUUCGCGCUCGUGCUGGAGGCGAGUGGCGACGACGACGACGUUGACGAAGACUCUGCGGAGUUCACGGUAUGGCUGUGCGACGCUGUGCGACAGUGUGCUGGGUGGUCUGUGCGACGGUGUGCUGGGUGGGCUGUGCGACGCUGUGCUGGGUGGGCUGUGCGACGCUGUGGUGUGUGGGCUGUGCGACGGUGUGCUGUGUGGGCUGUGCGACGCUGUGCUGUGUGA